AACAACAAAACAAAACGAAAAACAAAAAAACGGCAACAAAAUGCGCUUCACUUACAAUCAGUAUAAAUACUACGAGUCCGGCUAUCGUAUUCCAUCCAAAAUGCACAAUCUGAACCAUCAUCAUGGCAAUGGCAGUGUGGGCAAAAUCAACAGCAACAACAACAACAACAGCAGCCACGGCAGCAGCGGCCACCACUACAGCAGCCAUCACAGUCAUCACGGCAGCAACAGCAGCAGCAGCAGCAACAGCAAUAUAAACACAAAUCCAUAUCAGCAUCAUUACAAAAGCAAUUUUGGCAUGCGUAUGACCAUGUCCACAAACUCAACGAUGAGUCCUCGCAUCCAUCGCAAAGGCUUUCGCAUACCAUCGAAAAGACAGCCGGGCAAGGGACUGCCGGGCAAAUUGCACACUAUAGCCAGGACGGGCCCGGGGAAGCUAGUGCCGGGGAAACGAAUACCACAGCGACCGCAUCCGCCGCCCUGCGACAAUUCCAAUGACAGUGGCUUGGGAUUCGAUCAGCACACGGAGCUGCGCAAUGGCACGGCCCCAGUUGCCGUCGAUGCCAGGAGCAGCAACCCCAGCAGCAGCAGCAGCAGCAACAGCAGUAGUAGCAGCAGCAGUUGUAGCAGCAGCAGCAGCAGCACUGGCCUCUCCGGCAGUGGACAGCAUUCAAAUCUGAUAGUAAAUAGUGUGACUGCAGGUGCGGCAAGCAGCAGCUCUUUGCAGCAGCAGCAGCAGCAUCAUCAGCCGCAGCAGCAGCAACAACAACAGCAACAGCAUCCGCAUCAACAGCAACAUCAACAGCAGCAACAACAUUCACCGCAGCAGCAUUUAAUACGCGCGAUACCUGUUUCAAGAUUCAUUGGCACACGCGCCGUAACCCGCGUGGCCAACAAGCGACAGCCCACGACGCCGCUGAACAGCAUCGCCAGCUCCAAUGAUAGCCAUGUGCAGCUGGAGAUCGUGUCGCAGCCGGAGCAACAGCAUCGUGCACGCUACCAGACCGAGGGCAGCCGCGGCGCCGUCAAGGAUCGCAGCGGCAACGGAUUUCCGAUUGUCCGGCUAACGGGCUACGAUAAGCCCGCCGUGCUGCAGGUGUUCAUCGGAACGGACAUUGGACGGGUCGCGCCGCACAUGUUCUAUCAGGCGUGCAAGGUGGCUGGCAAGAAUUCGACGCAGUGCAACGAGAAGAAGGUCGACGGCACCAUGGUCAUCGAGAUUGACUUCAAGCCCGAAACGGACAUGACCAUCACCUGCGAUUGCGUUGGCAUCCUUAAGGAACGCAAUGUCGACGUGGAGCAUCGCUUUCCGGAGCAUCUGGCCCAGAAGAACAAGAAGAAGUCAACACGUUGUCGCAUGGUCUUUCGCACGCAGCUAACACGUGACGAUGGCAGCACUGAAACGCUGCAGGUCUGCUCCAAUCCCAUCAUAUGCAGACUUUUACAGACGCAUUUGAUCUGCACAGUGCCGCCAUACCUGCAUCAGAAUAUACUAAAGCCGGUCUCUGUCCAGGUGUCAAUCAUAUCGAGCGGCAAGAAGAGCGAGCCCCACACCUUCACCUAUACGCCCAAGGGCAGCUAUACGACUUUGGCGGCGGCCAGCACGUUAAGUAGCACAAUGCAUAGCCAAGAUGUCGCCAGCUUCAUGGACACGAGCAGUGCGCCGGCCAGCAGCAACGGCGCCUGGGGCAGCGCCGGUGGCAGUGCGGCUGUUGUUGCCGCCGCUGCUGCCGCUGCUGCCGCUGGCGCGGCCGGAGCCGGCGGCGUGGUGGAGACGAAGCAUGAACUGGACCUGGGCAUGAUGCCGCCACCGAUCACCACACAGAUACCGAUGGGACUGCGACGAUCCUCGUUGUCGGGCGCCACGCCCAUGAUUACCGACCAGCAGCUGGUGCAUCUGAGCGCCGAUGCGGCGCUCAAGAGCGAGCUGCUGGACGAGAGCAGCUCGCUGAGUCCGCGCACAGCCGAGACGCUGCACUCGCCGGAGGCGCUCGAUCCGUGCAGCCCCAAUGCCCUGCAGUAUCAUGCGCACUAUGCGCGCGAGGGCAGCCUGGACACGAUCAUGUACGAUCAGUCGAACAGUAUGCCCGGUUUUCCGGUGCCCGCCGCGGCCGCUGUUGACCUCGAUCCCGCCUCGGUGGCCGUGGCCGUUGGGCUGGCCGUCAAGCACGAGAUUAUCCAGCAGCAGCAGCAGCAGCAGCAGAACCAACAGCAGCAGCAACUGGAGCAACUGGAGCAGCUGGAGCAACAGCAGCAACAGCAACAACAGCAGCAACAACAGUCGUCGGCGGCGGCGGCCAAUGUGCACAAGUUCAUCGACGAUCUGACCAAAUCGACGUCUGUGGUCAAUAGCAACGGCACCAGUGAGCCGGCUCUGUUCACCAGCGCGUCGGACAUCGACCACGCCCUCACCGACAUACUGCAGCAGAAGGUGAGCGUGCUGACGCACACGCACACGCACACGCACCAGCACUCGAAUGGAGCGGCCACAGCAGCGCCGGGUGUCCUCAAGCGCAGCCUCUCCAUCAGCAGCAGCAACUCGAACUCGAGCUCGCUGUCCGGCAGCGAAACGUCGCCGAAUAGCUCGCCGAUCACGCAGGACAUCAUCCUGAACUCGGAGCCGGCGGCAGCGUUGGGCGCCGGGCUGCCGCUGCAGCAGCUGGCCACGGUGCCGGCGGCCGCGGCUGUGGCCAAUGCCGGCGGUGCUCUGUCGACUGACAUCAUUAUGAAUCCGGCCGUAUCGCCGUCGACCAUACUCUGUUCGGCGAACGGAGCCGCCACGGCGGUGGUGGCCAACAUUCUGGCGCCCCACCAGGUGACCAUGGCCAAUUCGAUAUUGAACAACAUUGCCAUGCAGCCGGAGCCGACGCGGCAGGAUGCCGCCGUCGCUGCCCUGGCGCUGAGCAACAUUAUGAUGAGUCCGCCGAAUGCGGCCGCCGGCGUCAGUGUCGAUGUGGGCGACACGUUGCCGCCCACGCCGGCCGUCAUGCAGCCGGAGGUGGCGGCCACGGCCACCUCGACGGCGGUCAGUAACAUGAUCAUCAAGGCGGCCGCCGAUUUUAUAGACACGCAGGAGCAGGAGCAGCAUCAUUAUCACCACCAUCCACAUCCACAUCCGCAGCAACCGCAGCAGGCAGCGAAUGCGGCUGCCAGCGCUGGUGAUCCACUCGUCAAUCUGCUGCUGAACCACACGACACCGGAAACCGUGGUGGUCGAGGCGGCUGCCGUCGCCGCUGCCGCCGCCGCCGGCUAUCCAACGCUGUCCGGCGUCCAUCUGCCGGUCGUGCCGCCCACACCACAAGAAUCUCUCAUUGUUGCGCUGGCCACUGAGAAUGCGCUGCAGAAGUCUGUGGCCACCGCUGCCAUUACCACCAACGGAGCGGUAAUGACCCAGCAGGCAACGACGCCCAGCAGCACCGGCAGCAUCCUGCCGGCAGCCGUGGGCGCUGUCGCCGCAGCCGCCGCCGUCGCCGUGCAGCCGCCCAUACCACAGGAGCUGACAUCAAUGUCCGACCAGGACCUAAUCAGUUAUAUCAAUCCGAGCACCUUCGAUCAGCUUUAAACGGCAGUAGAUCAACAAAUUAAACUAUUGGGUUAUUUUUAAACAAAUAAGGGGAAACCACACAGGCCUAAUCCUAAGCGUAUAAAUAGAAAGAAUGAAGAACACACACACACACACACACACACACACACAUAAUUACACUUUUUAAUGUGGACCAAAUGUUGUCAAGUUUUUGUUAUUUUCUUAUUGUUGGGCUAUCAGCAAAACAAUGAGAAUUGGCAUAUUAAAUAGCCUCACACACACACACACACACACACACACACACACACGCACACACAUUUGUAUCGUUGUAAGCACACUUGUUAAGCUGUAGACCCUAUAGAUAUACAUUAUUUUUUUUUUCUUUUUUUUUUGUUCUCGUUAAAUCUAAAUUGAUUUUUUUCAACAAAAGUCAAAUUAUCUCAAAAAUGAUAACGACUGCCAUAUAAAUACAUGAUUA
Drosophila navojoa is the source of this 4001-nucleotide messenger RNA. It is a transcript of the gene NFAT, whose product is annotated as nuclear factor of activated T cells 3. Gene Ontology annotation, molecular function: transcription factor binding; RNA polymerase II cis-regulatory region sequence-specific DNA binding; DNA-binding transcription factor activity, RNA polymerase II-specific. Gene Ontology annotation, cellular component: transcription regulator complex. Lineage: Eukaryota; Metazoa; Arthropoda; Insecta; Diptera; Drosophilidae. Gene Ontology annotation, biological process: regulation of transcription by RNA polymerase II. The record is from RefSeq and is a predicted model, not a curated record.